AAAGAGCGAGCGAGCUGGAGGGAGAGAGCCAGAGCUAGGCGCUAAAGAAGGGCCAGAGCAUUACAUCAUCACUUGGCCUGGAAUCAAAUGGGAAGGAUAUGACUCACUCAAGCUAGUUAAGCUUUGGCUCAAAUUCUACACACACUCAUUCCAGAGCGCUCAUGUUCUGCACCUCAGGAGGGAAUUCAGCCUCAGUGAUGUCCAUGAGGCCUGUCCCAGGCUCUCUAUCUUCUCUGCUACAUCUCCACAACAGACAGAGACAGCCCAUGCCAGCCUCCAUGCCUGGGACCCUGCCCAACCCUACAAUGCCGGGAUCUUCUGCCGUCUUGAUGCCAAUGGAGAGACAAAUGUCAGUGAACUCCAGCAUCAUGGGGAUGCAAGGUCCAAAUCUCAGUAACCCCUGUGCUUCUCCCCAAGUCCAGCCAAUGCAUUCAGAAGCCAAAAUGAGGCUGAAGGCUGCAUUGACUCACCACCCUGCUGCCAUGUCCAACGGGAAUAUGAACACCAUGGGACACAUGAUGGAAAUGAUGGGCUCCCGGCAGGACCAGACACCACACCACCACAUGCACUCACACCCGCAUCAGCACCAGACGCUGCCAGCCCACCACCCCUACCCGCACCAGCACCAACACCCAGCACACCACGCUCACCCUCAGCCCCAUCACCAGCAGAACCACCCACACCACCACUCGCACUCCCACCUUCAUGCACACCCAGCACAUCACCAGACCUCGCCGCACCCGCCCCUGCACACCGGCAGCCAAGCACAGGUUUCACCAGCCUCGCAACAGAUGCAGCCAACCCAGACCAUACAGCCACCCCAGCCCACAGGGGGACGCCGGCGAAGGGUGGUGGAUGAAGAUCCCGACGAAAGGCGGCGGAAAUUUCUGGAACGGAACAGGGCCGCUGCCACCCGCUGCAGACAGAAGAGGAAGGUCUGGGUGAUGUCACUGGAAAAGAAAGCAGAAGAACUCACCCAGACAAACAUGCAGCUUCAGAAUGAAGUAUCUAUGCUGAAAAAUGAGGUGGCCCAGCUGAAACAGUUAUUGUUAACACAUAAAGACUGCCCAAUAACAGCCAUGCAGAAAGAAUCACAAGGAUAUUUAAGUCCGGAGAGUAGUCCUCCCGCAAGUCCUGUCCCAGCUUGCUCACAGCAGCAGGUCAUCCAGCAUAACACCAUCACUACUUCCUCGUCAGUCAGUGAGGUGGUGGGAAGCUCCACCCUCAGUCAGCUCACUACUCACCGAACAGACCUGAAUCCAAUCCUUUAAAAUGCACGGGUCAGACCUUGCCUCCAAGAAGAGCUGUAGCAUACCAUGCACCCUUUCUCCUAAGGGCAUUUUUAGAAUUAACUCAGAGCUGGAAGACUCCUCAGCCCUUCAAAGACUGGCUUUCAUUUUUAUAGUUACUAUGGAAAUGUUGUCUUUUAUACUUAGUUAUAUAAGAAAAAAAAAGGGAGUUAUGCAAUUAAUAUCUGUCGGCUUGGGAAACGCUUUGGUGCUUUUCUCCAAUUUUCUGGUACCAGUUACUUGUUUAUAAACGGAACCUCUUCUGUAUAUAGCCAUGGUUUCCUUCUUAUCAGUCCAGCCCUUUGUCUGAAACAUUGACUCUUGUUAAAACACAGCUUUUAGCCAAAAUGAGGCAUACCUAGAUGUCAAGUGAGACUGAUCAAGGUAACUGGGUAGGAAAUCUGAUGACGUCAUAACUCAUGUUGAGCUUGCGCUGUGACAUCACCAGAAUCCCAGAUUAAACACACAGCCUUUCUGCAACUGUUUCUGUCUUACCAGAAAACAAAUUAGAAGAUCCACCCACGUCCUAAUAAAACCACCAAGCACCUCCCCUCCUCUCCUCUUCUCUUGGUCCACUUGCUCAAAUGCCCAAUUUCCCUCUCUAUUUACACUUUAUCUUGGGCUCUUGUCUUCAUUUUAACCUUCUUCUGUUUUAUGUUUUUCCCCUUUAGCAUUACAUGUGAAGAAAAAAAUUAAUGUUUAAAGAAAAGAAAAAGCAAACCUCAAAAAUAUGGACUUAGCCAUUGCUUCAUUUGCCUGUAACCCACAGCUGGAGUUCAUUCAAUUCUCACUUUUUACAAAAUAAUAACCAGGAGAUGUUUAAUGUGCCUGAUUUAAGGUUUUUAAUAAUCAGAGCAAAUAAAGGUGGUUUAGUUAUAGGUGAAGCACUGUUGAAUGCCAGCUGUGGAGACAGUAGGAGAGGGAGAUUUGUAAGCCCCAAUUGUGAAAGUCCAAAUUAUGUUGCGGGGCUAUAACAUCACACCCUAGAAUUACAACUGGUUUUAUACAACCUGUCUAUAAUGUUGAAAAUCCAUGCACUAUAUAAUAAUUCAGAAGGGCUCUAUUCACUACACAGAUUACAUUGUUCAAUCAUCAGCUGCUAAUAGCCUAAGAUUUAUUAUUAUUAUUUUUUUUUCUUAAGCCUAUAGAACUAGCUCUGCUGUUCUGGUGGAUGAAAGCAGACUCACUCCUGUAGAAAGCAAGCCCAGUAUUUCCCUGGGGUGCUCUCAGCUCCCAGAACAGUCACGGCACUCUGUGGCUGCUGACGGAAUCCCAUGGAUAUAAGUGGCACAGGCUGCUCACUCCACCCUUCUGAAUAAUUCUGAUUUAUAUGUUCAACAGCUUACGUGAACUUGCCCAUUAUAAAAAUAAAAAAAGAAAAAAUUUAAAAAAAAAAAACAGAUAGGACCCAAACCACAGUCGUGCCUCCUUGGAACAAGCCAUUCUACUGUGCUCAUGUUUAAUAUUGCAUUUCACAAAUAAUAGGGGCUAGUGUUUCUCUCUAGCAGUCUAGGCAGGUGCUGGUGUUUCAUCUCCAUUUGAAUGCUUGACCUCCGUGUGUGUGUGUGUGUGUGUGUGUGUGUGUGUGUGUGUGUGUGUUUCUGUAUGGGUUUUAAAACCAACAGUAUUUUACAAAAAGUGUCACUUUUAUAAGAAUUCAGAAAAGGGAAGGAUGUGGCUUUUUUUUUCUCUCACCAUAGUUUAAGAAUCUAUUUUGGAGAAGAAAAAAAAAAGGAGAAAAUAUGAGGACCAUGAAGCAUGAUUUUUAUAACUAGUUCCAGUUUUAUCUAAUAACUUACUUUUUAAAUCAAUAUUUAUCAACAAUCUUUCCAUGUAUGCAGUGCUUUUGAAAGAUGGUUUUGAGGGUUCAGUACAACUUAGGACUUGGAUAUAUGGUCUAAGAAUCAGAACAAAUACAAAAAGAAAAAAGAAAAAAAAAUGAAAAAAAGAAAAGCAUAAAAAUAAUGCAAAUGAAAAGGAUUUUCUGUUAUAUUUUAGAGAAACAUAUCAUUUUCAAGUAUUUUAAAUACUGCAUUCAUAGUUAUGUUUUUUUUUUCCAACAGUAACAAUGGUUUAACCUGACUGGCUUCUUAAGAAAUGUUUAAGAUUUAGUUUUAAAAAGAAGUUAACAUUUGUAUUGCUGUUUUGAAAUCAAAAAUAUUUUUUUUUUUUAGAAUUCCUUCCUAAUACUAUCUAUAUGUCCUCCUCCCCCCAGCACACAUGAAAAAGGAAAAGAAGGAACUGGAAUGAUUGGGGUUUGGGGGGUAUUUUUUAAAAAUUUUCAUUUUGUUUUGCUUUAAGUAAACAAAAACUUUCUUUUCUUUUCUGAUGCAUAGCACUUAAUGAAAUGGAUUUUUAAAAAAUCCAUUAGUAAUAUCAAUGCCCAGGGAGUGACCUGUCACUAAAAUUAUGAUUUAGUUACUUCUCUUGAUUGAAAUAUUUAGUUGUUAAACUGAAAGCCUUUGCAGUUAAGAACUUGCCUGAGUUUGCUUAAUUCAGCAACUCGACAGUUUGACUGAUGUGCAUUAUUUAUAGCUCAAUUAUGUCUGUUUUUUAUGCUAAGUAGGCAAACCAACCACACACGUUAGCAAACCCGCCUCAACGUAUAAUUAGAGUAAACUGCCUUCUUGUUAGAUGCAGGGCCUUUAGGUAUGUUCAUUCACAGUAUGGAAAUACAGUAAAUGGGAAAUGCCAGCUAGCUGCCAGUGCUUGAGAUCCCAAACAGAAAGAUUCACUGGUCACAUCCAGCAUUUGGCAUACCAAUAGUCAGGACUUCACCUAAAGGCAGAGCCUUCACCAGAUCACAAAUCUUGCCAAUCUAUGAAAACAUUUUUUAAGCCAGUUCUCUCUCCAGCCAUGUAGACAUUUUUACCAGUCAGUGAAAAUGGCCUUCAGAGCGCCAUCCUGGGGAGGAAAGGUCCCUGCAGCGCUGCCUCUCAUUUGUGUGUGGCUUUCUUCAUAGGCUGGAUCUGCCUUGGAAGCCAUUGCCAGCUUACUGGAAACUUCUACAGUGCCUCCCCUGCCUAAUGUGCUGGGGCUAACAACUUAGUACACCUGAAAGCAUUUCUACUUGAUGAUGAAUCCCCACCUAAGUGGAGGUUUCUGCAUCUGAAUUGUUUGUUCUUGACACAUUUCUCCAUCUAAGAUGGCUGGGACAGGGACAGUAGAAGUCCCAGCCAUGGAUGAAUGUAUUAAUUUCAAAGCCAGGUGUCAAGUCUGAUGUUUUCCCUUUGCACUCAUACCCUCCCCUCGUGGUGCAUGCAGGUCACCUCACCGUCUCAGCACACCCUGAGGGAGACAAGAGGCUUAUGUGCCGCCAAGGCAUAUGUUAUAAAAAGUAGGGUGACUUAGAGCAAAUGCCCUUUGGUAGCUCAUCUAGUCAAUGAAAUAAAGUGCAGUGCCUGUUCCCAGAGAGAGGUGUCAACGGACAAUAUUCAGGUAGUUGUUGCCUGUUAGUUAAGCAAAUUUUAGUAGAUUAGUUGAGUUUGUCAUUAAAGUCCUAAACCAGCUACAGUAAAAGACCAGCCUUUGGUCUUUUAAGCAUCAGUAACUGCUAUAAAACUAGCCAUCCAGUUAGAAUAGAAUGUGCUUCUUUCUGAUUAAUUAAAACCAUCUAAGAAAGUGUAUAUGUAUGUAUGUGUGUAUACAGUGGAAUUCAAGGACCAAAGCAAAAUUUGAACAGGAAUCUAUUAAUUUAGAAUUUUAUAAGAUAUUUAUUAAUAAAUGUUAUUUUUAAACAUUCCAUUUGAACAGUAUUCUUCUGUAGGACCUACUUGUUUUUAAAGUAUUAGUCCAUAAUGAACUACCCUAGUUGUGUGUUUUUUUCAUUUUUCAGGGUUUCAAAUGGCUGUUCACCAUCAUUUGGUGGAAACGUUUGCUUAGAUCUCUGUGCAUAGAUAUUUCGAGGAUUUGUAUUGCUCUGUGAGUUAUUUUUAAAUCUACAUUCUGAACCAUUUCUUUUUAACAUUUAUUUCUUCUUUUCAUUUUUUAAAGUAAGCUCUUUAAUUUAGGAAGCAGAGUUUUGCUAAAGGGAAUCAGUAACUAUAACUGGAACAGCUUUCUUGUAAAAGUGCAAAAACAGCUUCAUCUCUGAUUCUCUCCCCAUCUCCCAGAAGGCCUUGCACUGCUCAGCCUCCUUAGAGCUUCCCACCCCUUCCCAAACAAGAUGCAGCAGCUUUAAGCCAUUCAAGCCCCAUUGUGCAGUGUAUCUGAGAAGGGAAAGGAAACAACCCAUUUACAUUUGAAUAAAACCGUGCCUAUGCGAACAGGAGCAAUUUAGAAUCUCUUUUCUGCUUUUAAAAUAAUUUAUAUUUUAAAAUUGCACUUUAGCUUUUUUGAUUCCUUUCCAUUUCUCUUGUUCUCUUUCUAACCUCUUCCCUAUCUUUAAACUUGCCUUUGCUCCCCCCCUUGAGGAUUCCUCCACCCUUCUUCUAAGGCUCUGAGCUGCGUCAUUUAAAAUACUUUACAGAAUAUUUGCACCAGGUACAUUUGUGAGCAUUCGUGAGUAGCAUAGCUAAGACGUGUUUCUCACACCAGCCUAGGUGAAGCCUGCUACAAGAAUGCCAAGAAGAGCCAGUACACUAUAGGUUUAUAGUCUUUGUCCUUUAUUCUUAGCAUGUUUUUUUUUUUUAAAAAAAAAAUGUUAUAUUAUGCAACAGAUGUGAGAGGCAGCAGCUAAGCUACUUAAGAAUUUUCUAUCUCGUCCUCCAAACCAAAGUGUCCUGAAUGAGCCAGGAGACUUAUUCUUUUGUGCAUCAUGGUGCACGUUUGACUGUUGUCCUAGCCAUAGUUUCUGGGGCUGCCGACAUAGCAAUGGCCCUAUCGAUUUCAUUCCUAGGUCUCGAAAAAAUUCAGUGUUGCCUUGUUAACAUGAUUAGAGACAGCACCUCUAUUUCACAAUUAUAGUCUAAGAAAGAAUAAGAAAACUCCGGAGCAAUAAACUUACAAGUAAGAUCCAAUACCAAAAUAAACACACAAAGAAAUUUUAAAAACAAAACAAAACAAAAAAAAAAAAACCUAUCUUGUCAUUGUUGUGAAAAUAAAAAAGUGUAUGUCCAUUCAAAAUAUUUUACUAUUUCUUGUGGAGUUUUUCGGUGAUGUAAUGCUUGUAGCCAAAUUACUUAAAGAAUGUUUAUAUAUUUUUUUCCUUAUAAAUUGUCUAUUUUUUGAAGAAAAGAAAAACCUAUUUAAGUGCAAGCUGUAGAGGGGGGGAAAAGCCAAAUUGCCAGCAUUUGUUAAAAGAUUAAUAUUCUGAAAGUGGCACUGUGAUACCUUUCCAAGCUUAUUAUCAGAAAGGAAUCAAUAAUUAUCAACUGCUCUAUUUAAACCAACUUACAAUAUCUAGCUCAUUAGACAUCAGGAUCUAGAAAGCUCUUCCUAAGCUACUUAAGGUUUUCUUACACUAAGCUUUAUAUGAUAGAACUUUAUAGAAUUUUUUAAAAAAAUAAUUUAAGUUGGCCUCAGGACUGAGAAAUGUGGGACCUGAAUAAAUUAGCUUUAAAUACAUCAUUAAAAUCUUCCGCACAACAAGCUUAUUAGAUUCUAGUUGGCUCCUUUGGAACGCCAGUGCUCCUACACGGCAGGACACACUGGAAGGUAUCAGCAGUGCCCAAGGACAGUGGGCUUAUGAGAAAGGACCCUUCCCAACCAGACAGCCAGUAGACAAGAAGACCUGCUCACCUCCUCUCCUUCUAACCUCUGCUAACCCCAUCCACCUCCCAGAGAGAGGAAGCUGCCUACCACCAUUGUUUUGGAAAAAAAUAUAAGCUUGAAAUAUCCUCCCUGGUGAGGACAUGAGGUUGGAGAUCUUCUGAAAAGACCAGAAAAAAAAAAAAAAAAGGCUCCGUUCAAACACAAUGUUCUAGGACAAUGGAAAUAGAAAUAUUGUCCAAAAUUAUAAUUUAAAGAAAAAAAAAAGUUUAGCACUGUGUAAAGUAAGUGUUGACUGAGGAAGUCCCCCCCCACACACACAAAAAAAAAAAAAAAAAAAAGGUGC
Ictidomys tridecemlineatus (thirteen-lined ground squirrel) is the source of this 7284-nucleotide messenger RNA. RefSeq names its product cAMP responsive element binding protein 5 (gene Creb5). Gene Ontology annotation, biological process: regulation of DNA-templated transcription. The record is from RefSeq and is a predicted model, not a curated record. Gene Ontology annotation, molecular function: DNA-binding transcription factor activity. Lineage: Eukaryota; Metazoa; Chordata; Mammalia; Rodentia; Sciuridae.